This is a messenger RNA of Taeniopygia guttata (zebra finch), 1330 nucleotides long. NCBI's taxonomy places the organism in Eukaryota, Metazoa, Chordata, Aves, Passeriformes, Estrildidae. The record is from RefSeq and is a predicted model, not a curated record.
AUGGGGGUUAUGGAUUCUUCCUUUGAAGAUGAAUAUGAUGGCUAUCUGGCUUUGGCAGAAUAUGUACAAGACUUUCUAAAUCAUCUCGCCGAGCAAGCAGGUUGUUUUGAAACUGAAAUAGAGCACUUUGCUGAAACAGUGAAUGUCUGGGUCACUGUGGAUGAAACUUUGCAAGAACUUGUUGAACUCAUAUAUCAACAGGCCACAUCUGUCCCAAAUUUUUCCUACAUGGGAGCAUCACGAUUAUGUAACUAUCUAUCUCAUCAUCUAACCAUUAGUACACAAAGUGUGAGCUUUCGGCAGUUGUUACUUCAAAGGUGCCGAACAGAGUAUGAAAACAGAGAUGAAGCUGCCAAAGGAGAUGAGACUGCUCGAAAACAAUUUCAUUCCUUUGUGCUGUUCUUAGCUGAACUUUACCUUAACCUAGAGAUUAAAGGAACAAAGGGACAGGUCACACGAGCAGAAAUUCUUCAAGAAGGCCUUCGGGAAUUACUAACUAUGCUCUUCUCUAACCCUGUGGAUAAUAAUUUGAUGUGUGCAGUGAAACUGCUGAAGUUGACAGGGUCAGUUAUAGAAGAUGCCUGGAAAGAAAAAGGAAAGAAUGAUAUGGAGGAAAUUAUUCAGAGAAUUGAAAAUGUUGUGUUGGAUGCAAAAUGUAGCAGAGAUGUGAAACAUAUGCUUCUGAAAGUAGUGGAACUACGAUCAAGUAACUGAGGUAGAGUUCAUGAAACUUCUCCACAUACAAAAGCUACUCCUGGAAAUGACCUUAAAUACUUUAUGAAUGAACCAACAUUUUACACUUCUGAUGGCAUUCCUUUCACUGCAGCAGAUCCGGAUUACCAAGAAAAAUACCAAGAACUGCAUGAAAGAGAGGAUUUGUUUCCAGAUUAUGAGGAAAAUGGUGAGGCUUUAUCAGGACCUGGAGAUCAGUAUUUUAAUGAUCUUGAUAACAAGAUGGAUCCAGAAAUUGAAGAAGCAUAUGAAAAAUCCUGUCUAGAAUCAGAACAUAAGAGAAAACAGUGAGAUGUUACACAAUAACAUUAGUUUAUUAAACCAGUUUAGGUCUGGUUAGAGUACAGGGAGGCAAAAAACACUGGUACCAAAAUAAGGAAGUUCACUUUCUCCAAGUACUCAAGUUACUCAAUUUCCAUUUUGUUAAACAGAAUCUUCCAAAAGUUGUAAACUUAUGCUCUGUAACUUAGUGUUGUGUAUAUAUCACAAUUUAUUUUAUGGACAGGUAUAUGAAAAAUGUUUGGCUGCAAUAAAAUUGAUUUAAAAAGUAUCAUAAUGGAAAUUAAAAUGUAAUGGGGAGCUGUCCCAUAGGAUUACC